AUAAAAUUUUUCAGAGAUGAAAAACGAAUAGUGAAGCUGUGAGAGAGAGAGAGAGAGAGAGGGGGUCUCGACUCUCGACUCUCAUGCUCGCUCUGGUUUGCUAAUUUCUCAAUCAAAAUUACCAGCUGCCAUCGUCGCCUGCUUUAACUUCUUCUUCUUCUUCCCACUAGUGCUCUCUUCUUCUAGUUUCAAUUGUGACCUUUCGAUGGGAACCAUGAUGCUACAGUCAACUUUUCCGAUUCGGGAGAAAAAAAUCCAUGAAAGAUCGUUUAUUACUCUUGCAACUAGUCUGGUCCAGAACUGUUGCAGUGAGCCGAGUUUCAGUAUGCAGACAUCAAAGAUCGACUUUAACUCUGUCCCUUUUUUUCCCCAAAGGAGAUUUCAGUCAAGAAAGCAUCAAUGGGGAUUAGCCUUUGCCUUGGACACAGGUGGGGUUCCUGAUAAUGGUGGCCAAGAGAGCGUCAAUGACAACAGCAUCAAUGAUCUCAAUAGCACUCGUUUAGGUCGGAUAGUGACUGCAGCUGGAAGACAGCUAUUAGAGAAGCUGAACUUAGCUAGAAAAAACUUUCCCAUGAAGAUAUUUCUACUUCUUUUGGGUUUCUACACGGCAAAUGCAUUGGCCACGAUCCUUGGGCAGACAGGAGAUUGGGAUGUUUUGGUUGCAGGAAUUGUGGUUGCUGCUAUUGAGGGUAUUGGCAUGCUCAUGUAUAGAAAGCCCACUUCCCCUUCUUUAUCAAGUGGGAAGCUCAAGUCUUUUGUCAUGCUGAUGAAUUACUGGAAAGCCGGUGUGUGCUUAGGCCUCUUUGUGGAUGCUUUUAAAUUGGGUAGUUAGAAUAUGCUUUUAUCCCCUUGAGUAAUUUGCAUGGAAGAUGGAGAUCGAUGAUUAAUUCUUAAAUACGUUCUCCAUAACCUCCAUCGAUGGAUUGUUUAGGCCACAGUCCAAUUUCAACUGCAGUUGUGCAAAUAAGUAUAUAGUUCGUCUUAUAUUUGCAGUUCUUA
This is a messenger RNA of Rosa rugosa (rugosa rose), 999 nucleotides long. RefSeq names its product ycf20-like protein. The transcript has 3 exons. The record is from RefSeq and is a predicted model, not a curated record. Lineage: Eukaryota; Viridiplantae; Streptophyta; Magnoliopsida; Rosales; Rosaceae. Bases 206 to 832 code for a protein of 208 amino acids.